Messenger RNA from Leguminivora glycinivorella, 1156 nucleotides. Its product is annotated as metallo-beta-lactamase domain-containing protein 1. The transcript has 4 exons. The record is from RefSeq and is a predicted model, not a curated record. NCBI's taxonomy places the organism in Eukaryota, Metazoa, Arthropoda, Insecta, Lepidoptera, Tortricidae. The coding region runs from base 80 to 715 and encodes 211 amino acids.
UUUAGAAAUUUCAUUUACACUUGUCUUGAUCAGUGUUGGUAAUAGAUCUUAUUUGUUUAUUAAGUAAUUUCUAUGAAAAAUGAGUGAAGUUACUGUUUUAUACGAAGGAUAUUCAAAAAUGACCGGCAAAGAUCAAAUGACGGCCAACUGUAGCUGCACAUUAAUCACAGGCACACACAAUGUUAUUGUUGAUACCAUGACCGCUUGGGACACUCAGAAAAUUAUCAUUGCCUUACAGAAACACAACAUGUCUCCAGAGAAUAUAAACUAUGUUGUGAGCACCCAUGGUCACUCAGAUCACAUAGGGAAUAACAAUUUGUUCCUGAACGCAAAACACAUAGUUGGCUUCAGUGUGUCUUUCAGAGAACAAUACUAUAUGCAUCCUUUUGAUAAAGGGGUAGAGUAUGUUAUAAAUGAUUGUGUGAAGGUCAUUCCCACCCCUGGACAUACAUUGUCAUGUGUCACAGUCCUUGUUACAACUGCCGAGGGAAGAGUUAUAGCAAUCAGUGGUGACCUGUUUGAAAAUUAUGAGGACAUAGAUAAUCCAAAUGUUUGGUUGGAGGCUGGCAGCGAUGACCCUGUGCAACAAAUGAAGAACAGGCUAAAAGUUGUUGAGGUUGCCAAUUGGAUCAUUCCUGGACAUGGGGCCAAGUUUCAAAUUACUGAUCAAAUUAGGAACUCUUUGCGAAAACAGGCAGGUAAUGCACCUGUGUAAAGUUUAUGUUCACCCUGGCUACUAUUAAGUAGGAAUUACAGUGGCUAUGUGGGGGAAUAAUCUCAUUUACUGGCCAGAAUGAUAAAAAAACCUUGAGUCCUUAGAGUUAUCUGGCCUAACAUUGCAUACACAUAAGUCUUAGUAACAAUAUUGUCAAUAUUCUGGAGCACAUCAUAUACACAAGUCUUACCCCCUUAUUCAUAAACAUUUACUAAAGUUAUCAAGCCUAUAAAGUUUGUUUGUCCCUUUCCGACGUAUUGGUGUGAUAGAGGGACAAACAAACUUUAUCAGCUUGAUAACUUUAGUGUAUGUUAUUGAAUAAGGGGGUUACAUAACACCUCCCACACACAAAUCUCAUAUUACCCCUCAUUGAUGUCACUCUUAGCAGUGUAUGAUUGUAAAUAAGUUUGGAAAAAAUCACGACAAUAAAUAAAACAAACA